CUCCAAUGAUAGAACAAGCUUGGCAUCAAGAUGGGCGGAUGCAUUACGAGUCGACUACCCUUUCUUUUAAUAUGAAGUGUUUCAUGUAUUGAUAUCGAUGAUCGCAGGUACCUCUAGAUCACCCUCUUAGCCCCCGGACUCUCAUGGACAGCCUCAAUGAUACAAUUGUGGUUUCUUGGGAUUCUUCCUCAGGGAUCGGAAUUAUAUAUUCUUGUCAAACUCACAAGUCACUGGUUUUCCUAAUCCCACUCACUCGAUCACAAGGCUGACCAUAAGUGGCAAGCAUGGAGAACAUACCCUUAGACAAAACUAUGCUCUUAUCUUUAUUUCUCGAGACCUUACUUUAUGGCGUAUUCCUCUCUUUGUACCUAUUAACACUGUUCAUUCUACUUGUACUCGAUAAAUCUCAACGACGACUCCUUCUCCCAGUGGCGACCUUGCUGCUUUUAUUUGCGACAACUCAUCUACUCAUCGAUUUUGUUGAAGCAUUAGAAGCAUUCAUAUUCAAUGUGCAUACAAUCGGUGCAGACGCCUACUUCUCCAUCCUUUCUUCACCAUUCGAAGUCUCAAAAACGAUGGUUUAUGCUGCGCAAACUAUUCUAGCCGACAGUGUCAUUGUCUGGCGAUGUUAUGUACUCAAUCACAGAAGGCUCUCAAUAGCCAUUCCUGGUUUUACUGUGCUGUUAACCAAUGCGGGGCUUGCAUCUUAUGUUACCUGGGACCUUUCUCAAACCCCCAUAGGGUCUCCUAUUUCAACUGCUGGGGCUUGGUGUGUCACCUCAUUCUAUAUAUUAACUAUGCUCCUCAGUGCGGCGUGCAGUGCUUUGAUUUCCUGGCGCAUCUAUCGCACUCGUCGUGCCAUACCAGGCGGGGUUUCUGUUCUUUUACCUGUUCUCAUCGCCAUCAUCGAAAGCGGGACUAUCUAUGCCGCGAGUCUCCUCGCAUCUCUUCUAACAUUCCUGUCAGGAUCCAACGCCAGAUUUCUCGCGGUGAACAUUAUCCCUCCCAUCAUGGGAACCGCUUUCUGCCUCAUCAUCUUGCAAGUACACUUUCAGGUAGGCGGUAAUUCCUUAAAGUCCGCCGAAUCGAGGGCUAUCAUCCCCGGCCACUUCGCAAGGCGAUGCGAACAGGAAACGUAUAGCAUGCAACCAGUUAAUUUGGUACACACCAAGGACUCGGAGGAGAUGCAGACAGAGAUCGUCUACUCUGAUAUGGCUAGCGGAAAUAAGAGGGAAUCAGUCUCGGAAGGUGUUUUUGAAUUGUAGCGUGGACCAACAUUUGAUCGUCUCUCUCGUGUGCUUGGCGAUGCUGCUACUCACACAUUUUCCACUUAUGUUACUACAAACAUUACCUAUUAGUAAAGGCGUAUCCUUAUUUCCUUGUGGCGUGAUAGGAACACUAGCGCUUGUAUGGUGGUGCGUUACGUUCUUGUUUCUUAGCAAUGUUUGUCAAUCCCCAAGCACUUGGAUUGGAAACUGACCGUGUCCACAGAGCACACAACCUGGCACUAGCCCCACUCAAUUCUGCCAUUUUAUUUCUUCGAUUUACGAGCCAUCACCAAAUUGUC
Molecule: messenger RNA, 1567 nt
Organism: Suillus subaureus
Lineage: Eukaryota; Fungi; Basidiomycota; Agaricomycetes; Boletales; Suillaceae
Exons: 7
Coding region: 285-1265 (326 amino acids)
Source: RefSeq, a predicted model, not a curated record